AUGACCACGUGUCCUUUGAAAGCAGACUUCAAGAAGCUGUGUCAGAGAGAAGUGGCACGGGAGCCUGCUGAGGAACCAUCUGGUUGUGGGUGUCAGAAGUGGAGGACUUUUGUUUGUGAACCACAUAACUUCAGACUAAAAGAUGUCCUAACAUGGCGUCUUUUCAAGACAGUGGCCAUGGGUCAGGGGCUGUCCCUGCUGAUCUGUGGGACAGCCAUCACCUGUCAGUAUCUGGCUGAGGCUAGAGUGGAGACGCCCAUGCUCCAGAGCUGCCUAAGCUACACUCUGCUGCUGCUCACCUAUACCUCAGCCCUCAUGUUCAGAAAAGGUGAUGCAAAUAUCUGGAAGAUUUUAAAAUCGAAAUGGUGGAAGUAUUUGCUCAUGGCUUUCACUGAUGUUGAAGCAAACUACACUGUUGUGAAAGCAUACCAGUUUACAACGCUGACAAGCAUUCAGCUCCUGGAUUGUUUCGUGAUUCCAGUUCUUAUGCUGCUAUCCUGGUGGUUCCUGAAGACCCGGUACAGAUUAGUUCAUUUUGUGGCUGUUGUCAUCUGCUUACUGGGGGUUGGGGCCAUGGUUGGUGCUGACCUACAGGCUGGAAGAGACCAAGGCUCCAACAGUGACGUGUUGCUGGGGGACGGGUUGGUGCUCAUCAGUGCUGCCCUGUAUGCCGUGUCGAACGUCUGCCAGGAGUACACCGUCAAGAACCUCAGCAGGAUGGAGUUUCUGGGCAUGAUGGGACUCUUUGGGACACUCAUCAGCGUCAUUCAGAUGGCUGUGCUUGAAAUUAAAGCUGUGGCAGACAUUGAAUGGAACUGGAAAAUUUGCAUGCUCUUUGGGGCAUACGCUCUUUGCAUGUAUGGCCUUUACACUUUCAUGUCAGUCGUGGUGAAAAUGACCAGUGCUGCAGCAGUCAACCUGUCUAUGCUGACAGCUGACCUUUUCAGUCUCUUCUGUGGGAUCUUCCUCUUUCACUACAAGUUCUCGGGAUUGUACGUUGUGUCUUUCAUCACGAUCACCAUUGGCUUUAUCCUGUUUAAUGUCGUGUCGAUGCCCACUAUUGAACCAGCAAACUCAAACAAUGAAAGAAAAUAUCAGGUCCCCACGGAGGACGAUCAUGAUGGACAGCUGGCGACGGACUUGCAGAGAGAGCAGGAGCAGGAUGAAGUGUAA
Molecule: messenger RNA, 1173 nt
Organism: Chanos chanos (milkfish)
Lineage: Eukaryota; Metazoa; Chordata; Actinopteri; Gonorynchiformes; Chanidae
Gene: slc35f2
Product: solute carrier family 35 member F2
Exons: 9
Coding region: 1-1173 (390 amino acids)
Biological process (GO): transmembrane transport
Cellular component (GO): membrane
Molecular function (GO): transmembrane transporter activity
Source: RefSeq, a predicted model, not a curated record